Molecule: messenger RNA, 2629 nt
Organism: Fimicolochytrium jonesii
Lineage: Eukaryota; Fungi; Chytridiomycota; Chytridiomycetes; Spizellomycetales; Powellomycetaceae
Product: WD40-repeat-containing domain protein
Exons: 11
Coding region: 95-2395 (766 amino acids)
Biological process (GO): proteasome-mediated ubiquitin-dependent protein catabolic process
Cellular component (GO): nucleus
Molecular function (GO): protein-macromolecule adaptor activity; protein binding
Source: RefSeq, a predicted model, not a curated record
UGCACCUCCAACCUCUCAAGCACAGCAGCAGGAAAGAAUAGAGAUUGAGAAAAGCAGAGGCAUUCGUUCCAACGUCCUUAGCUGCACGGGCACUAUGUCAACCCCCCUCCGCCCCCGCCCGACCUCCUCCAACGCUCUCCCAUCCUCAGCCUCGUCCACCAACCACCACCACGCGCUCUUCUCAUCCCCACCGCCUCUCCGACCAACCGCCCACCACCCGUUUGAGAACGCUUCCUCGCCGUUGAAGGCUCCUAGUCCGUGUCAUGGACUGAAUGACUGCGGACGGAGGGAGGGUGAUGAUGUGGAACUUUUUGCAAUGUUACCCUUAUCGUCGCCAUGUCGCGGUAGCAGCAAUGGCAGCAGAAGCUCGAUCAGUGAUGUGGGUGUAGGGCAUAAACGCCCGCGGGAGGAACCAGGCUGCGUGUUGCGAGAGAUGGACUGGAAGGAGAACGCAACGGGAUCCGACGAACACAUGGACGGUGCCCCGGAGCUUGCUGAGAACCCUCUGAAUGCACUCCCAGUGUCGCGGCCCGGGUGGCGAAAGUACCCGCUUCACUAUAUGGAACAGGAGAAACCUCCGGCCACGGGAUGGUCGCCGUUGGUGCGCAAGAAGCCGGCGGUAUCGCGGGACUCGAAAACGCUCUUCUCGGGUGCCGCGUGGGCGAGCGGCAAGCAGUUUGCAUUUCCUUUGGCGCCGCAUAGGGCUUUGGUUGGGAGGGAGAUGUUUGGUGGGUCGUUAAGGGGUCGGAUACGACCGUCUUUGAGAAGGUAUCUGACGCACUUAGUGAGCACCGAGCACGAUAUCUACCGGACGGUGGGAGAAGCCGGUGUCGAGGUGCCGCCUUUCGCAUGCGCUUUCAAGAACGACGCGUCAACGAGCAACAUCCUGGCCGUAGCAGAUGAGGACGGCACCAUCGGCCUGAUCAAUGCACAGCACGAUUCUCGUUACGAGUCCCACACCCCACGAACUGAAUGGGCCGCACACCAAAACGCGAUAUUCGACAUCUGCUGGUCCAAUGACGAUCGCCACAUUGUAUCUGCGUCGGGCGACCAGACCGUGCGUGUGUGGGAUGUGGAGACACAGAAAUGCGUGCGCGUGUUUGAGGGGAAUACGUCGAGUGUUAAGUGUGUCACGCGCAAUGAGCGAAAUCCGAAUAUCUUUGCGACGGCAGCCCGAGAUGGUAAAAUCAUGACUUGGGAUGUACGAUGCAGCUCGUUUGGCAAUGAUGAAGUGGCAGGCCAAUACCAUCGACCAACAUGCACCAUCCGCAAUGCGCAUUCGCUCUCGUCGAAUGCCUCGAAAAAGUUGAGGAGGUUGACGACGACACCUGCCCAGUCGGGCCAAUCGCAGAGUGUAACGGGAGUGAGAUUUAUACCCAAUGUGGAGACGAUGUUGGUGUCUUCGGGUGCUGCUGAUGGGCUAUUGAAGAUAUGGGACAUGCGGAAUGCGGUGUCGUAUUCGAGGAAGGACCCGCCGGUCCCGUAUGCAAGUUCCUCGCCUUCUGCAGGGUCCAAGCGCGCUAGAGGGUUUUCAUCGUUCAGCGUAAGCGCUGACGGAAGCCGGAUCUACGCCGCCUGCACAGACAAUAACAUCCACGCCUACGACGCCCAAAACCUCGGCUCUCCCCUCCGCACCUACUCUGCCUCCGGGUUCCGUGUCAGCACCUUCUACAUCAAGACAGCCCUCUCGCCCGACGACACCUUCCUCGCGGCGGGUUCGUCCGACCAUAAUAUCUAUGUCUGGGAGCUGGAUGCGGGAGAGGAUCGGCCGCCUUUGGUAUUGAGGGCGCAUACGGGGGAGGUUACCGCUGUGAGUUGGUGUGGUGGGGAUUUCGGGAAGCUCGCAUCAUGCGCCGACGACGCCACCAUCCGGCUCUGGAACGCCGACCUGGCCUAUGACGAAACCAAGCAAGACCCAGCCUACAAAUCCCAGCGCGGGGUGGCCGAGGAAGGCCAACUGCGGAAAAUCUUCUCCGUGCUCGAUUCCAGUAGCUAUACCCUCGACCCGCAGCAGAGGCGGAGAGCGUCGCCUGAGGAUGAUGCUGUGACGCCGGUGCGGAGGAGGGAUGAGAAUGAUGAGGACGGACCCGGGGACGGGGAGGUGGACGAGGAUGCCGAAAAUGUGCCACCGGUGCUACCGAUGGCGGGGCAGGGGUCUCUGGGUGCUGUGCCUUUGCCUGUACUGCGGCCGCUAGGGAUCAUACAGGCCGGAGAUGUAGCCGGCAUGACGACUAUAGCAACAACGCCAGCAGCGAACACGACGACGCCACGACGAGCUCCUGGCACCGGCAGUAGCGGCGGUAGCAGUGGGGUUUCAUCGACGCGACGGCCCACAUCAACAUCGGCGUUGAGACCGCGGUCCAUUGCGGAGUAUUUUGCCCCGCCCAAUUCCUGAGCGAUAACGCUUGGCUGAAUCCCAUACAUCAAAGAGACUGGGGCGCGAGCUCUUCUGUAAAUACGUAGCACUUUCUUUCAUGGCCGGACACGGGGACACACUGUACAGAACACACCGGCGGUCAUACCCCCCGCAAGUAUCGGGGAGAAACGGCGCCUGAGGCCAGUAGAAUUCAUACAUACCUUUUCGUUGUGGGAUGAUUUUGUCGUCCGUACAAUAUACACCCAAACAAGG